This is a messenger RNA of Nematostella vectensis (starlet sea anemone), 2334 nucleotides long. Its product is annotated as zinc finger protein 567. Gene Ontology annotation, biological process: regulation of transcription by RNA polymerase II. Lineage: Eukaryota; Metazoa; Cnidaria; Anthozoa; Actiniaria; Edwardsiidae. Gene Ontology annotation, molecular function: RNA polymerase II cis-regulatory region sequence-specific DNA binding; DNA-binding transcription factor activity. The transcript is spliced from 2 exons. The coding region runs from base 173 to 1921 and encodes 582 amino acids. The record is from RefSeq and is a predicted model, not a curated record.
CUUAUCUUAUUGGUUUGCUCACAGCAUGACAAACAAGCCGGCAUAAAAGAGAAAAAUAUCUUGAACGGGACACCUUUGAGUGGACCAAGCAUUGCAAAUUCACAAAGCUCACGCAGGGAAGACUUCCUUAAAACGACUUGGAUAAGAGCCCUCCGGUGGAGUCUUGAACAGGAUGUUGUCGGCGAACUCGUGGGUAAAGAAUACAAGCUAUGAGAGUUGCGUAAGCGUAAGCGAGCACAAGAGAGUUGAAAACGUACGGGAGGGAGCACAACAUGAAAUUGCCGACUCAAUAAUAGAAGACAAAUUGAACCAUACGAUGCCAUGCGACAGCCACAGACUUCGCACCAACUUUGGGAUUAUGUCUCCUUUGAAAAGCGUCAGCAAACACAAGAAAGAGGAACAAGAAAGAAGUUGGAAUCAUGUGAUGAAAGAAACGUGCAACAAGGCGAGCAUGGAGAGAUAUUUGCGCCCGUUUGAGGGUCGAAGAGGGCGUGUGGGUUAUCCGUAUCUAUAUAGAGGCCUCUCUAGCGAGGAUUAUCAUUCAUUCAUGGAAGAGGAAUCCCUGAUUAGAUUUCAUCGUGCCCAAAGUUACCACGAACUCUUAAGCUCAGCGAAGAGUCUUAAUAUCGAAAAGAGUCUUAGAAAGAACUUGGGUACAAUUCCUUUGUAUCCAUAUAGGAAUUGCUACAACGAAGACCCCAGAUAUCUUGAAAUCCGCGCUGAGGAAUUAGAAGCACGAAGGGCCCACAGAGAGCAAUAUCUGCGACACAGUCUGUACUACAGUGAUCCAGCCUUGGUGUCUUACGGUUUGCUGUCAGAGCAAGCUCAAAGAUACAACACCUUCGGUAAGACCUCACACCCCUCUGAAUACAAUACUGGGCUACUUCACUGUGGGAUAGAAGACGAUAAGGAAUACUGUGAUGGGGGGAAACAUCCGGAUAGAGCGCAAGGCUCUAGCUACCUUUAUUAUGGUGCUAUGGAAACAGAGGCGAGAUCACAUGUGACGGAUAAAACGCCUUUCAUGACCGCGACGGCUCCUGUCUUGUUUAGGAGCCUGGCGAGCACGAAGGGUGUAGAACACGACCAAUCCCAAAUACUGGUAGUACCAGCCCAGUCCGAGGAGGAACAAGGAAUAAGGAAAAGAUCGGGUUACAAGAGUGAAGAGAUGAAGUACGUGGAGGCACUGGAUGAGUCUCCUGAUAGGCCAAUAUCAAGGAAGGUGGAGAAAAGGAAAGCUACAAGUAAGAGUAAUCAGGGUGUGAGAAAAGCCGAGGAAAAAGGUACGCAUCAGAUAGAUGUACAAGUGAUGGAAUCAACGGACAUCCCUCAGUGUCACGCGACGAAUGCUAUCGCGGGGGAAGAUGUAAAAGCAAAGAAGGAGGAUACCGAAGAUGGCAAAAUUGUGUGUACCGUGUGCAAGAAGACCUUCAACAGAGCGUCCAACCUAUACACGCACAUGCGUACUCACUCGUCCAACAAGCCCCACGCCUGCGAAUUCUGCAGUAAGCGGUUUCACCAGAAGGCGGACUUGCGGAUACAUCGAUACAUUCACACUGGAGAAAAACCGCACAAGUGCAAGAAAUGCGGGCGCGCAUUCAAGCAGUUGACGCACCUCAAGUACCAUAUGCGCACGCACAGUGACGUCAGAAUGUACAAGUGUCCUUACUGCGACAAAGGAUUCAACCAAAAGAGCAACCUACAGGCGCAUAUAUUUGGCCAUACUGGUCAGCGGCCACACAAGUGUGACGUUUGUGGGAAAGGGUUCACGCUUGCCUCGACUCUGAACACUCACAAGAGAACGCACCUUCCUAGCAAACCAUUCAAGUGCACUUACUGUGACAAGGCCUUCUAUCAGAAGAACGCGUUGAAGAUGCACCACAUGUCUACUCACCCCUACUCCUCUGGGGUCUGUGUGGCAUGAAGAAACACCCCUUUACUACUUUGAAGUUUGUGCUGAAAUAAAAAGUUACACUGUACUUCUUUGUUUGCGCUAAAAACGUAAGCGUCCAACCUCAUGAUCUAAUUUUCAUUGAUACCUACGCCUGUGUAUAUAGUCUACGUAUUGAAUUGCUUUACUCUCACUCAAAUCAAUAAUACAUUCACUCCAUUAGCUUAACUCAAUACCGUCCAAAAGUUAGCAACUCACAUAACUUAGCAACUAAGUUAGCACAUAGGUUAGCAACUCACAUAACAACUUAAAUAUUGUAAUAAGAAUAAUUGUUUCAUUUCACAAAAACGAAAAGAUAAGGCAUUCUAUUCCAAAAUCGUACAUUGCAAAUAUCGCUCGUAAAAUUAAAAAUGAUUAUUUCAAUUUAAAACUAAAUAUGACAUCAA